ACGAAGCGACCAUCAGUUCGUGUCCGCAACCCACAACAGAUACUUCGGCAGAUACACAUCGCGAAAAUCUAUUGCAUCAUGUUGUUCAAGAUUGUUGCCUGUGUUGGAAUUUUGGUUGUCACUGCCACUGCUCAGAGUCAUUACGGACUACACAAUGAAGCCCAGCACGACGCCGGAAACUAUCACCACGACACCGGAAAUUAUCAUCAUGACGAAGAUCAUCAUGGUCCUGCUCACUAUGAAUAUCACUACGAUGUUCAUGACGAACACACCGGAGAUGUCCAUGGCCAUCGGGAAGCACGGAAAGACGACAGCACCCAUGGCGAGUACUAUCUCAUUGACGCCGAUGGGCAUAAGCGCACCGUGAAAUAUCAUGUGGAAGGAAAGAGUGGAUUUAUCGCUGAAGUUCAUCGAGAAGCCGUGAAAGGAUUCCAUGACGCUCCUGAGCGUCAUAAUUACCAUCACAAAUUUGAAUAGAAACGGGUAAUUUUCGUAUCGGCAACCAGCUGUAAAGUAGUCAUUAGCUACGUUAAACAUACGACUAAGUCAACUAAAUAAAUUGUGUAACCCUUGGUA
Anopheles darlingi is the source of this 576-nucleotide messenger RNA. RefSeq names its product larval cuticle protein A2B-like. Lineage: Eukaryota; Metazoa; Arthropoda; Insecta; Diptera; Culicidae. Bases 79 to 477 code for a protein of 132 amino acids. The transcript is spliced from 2 exons. Gene Ontology annotation, cellular component: extracellular matrix. The record is from RefSeq and is a predicted model, not a curated record.